Pyricularia oryzae 70-15 is the source of this 2643-nucleotide messenger RNA. RefSeq lists its product as uncharacterized. The coding region runs from base 1 to 2643 and encodes 880 amino acids. The record is from RefSeq and is a predicted model, not a curated record. NCBI's taxonomy places the organism in Eukaryota, Fungi, Ascomycota, Sordariomycetes, Magnaporthales, Pyriculariaceae. Gene Ontology annotation, biological process: regulation of transcription by RNA polymerase II. Gene Ontology annotation, molecular function: RNA polymerase II cis-regulatory region sequence-specific DNA binding; DNA-binding transcription factor activity, RNA polymerase II-specific. The transcript has 2 exons.
AUGCUAGGCAGUCCGGUGGACACAGAGUUCCUGAGCAGCCUGCUGGCGGAAGCCAGCGGAGGAGCAACGGAUGGGACUGGGUCAGCAGGUCCCGGAUGCACCACUCAACAGUUCGGCAACACAUGCUCGCAGGACGGCCCUGUGCUACCAGAGAUGCUUCUUCCCAACAGCCCACUCCCCGUUCCUGACCAAGGGGUGGUGGUGUCGCGCCGGGACGGCUCGACUUCCGCCGCAGGGCUCGCAGCGCAGGACCGGAGCUCAGCCACGACGCCGGGCCUGGCCGGCAAGAAUCGUCAUCACCACCACCACCACCACCACCAUCAAAACCAUCACAACCAUCACCCUGACAGUCCCAUCGAUCUCCCGACGCCCUCGGACCUCCCGGAGGUGAUAACGCCAUGGGCCAGGUCGCCAUCGGUCAAGACAGAAAGCUACACUCCAACAGCGCCCCUGCCGUUGCGGCUGUCUUUGGACGAAAACCAGCACCAGUACCUCGCCUUUUCCCAACCUGCAGAGGUGACUUGUCAAUAUCCGUCGCUUGCACUGACGCUAAACUACGAGGACUGGGGCUGCAGCGACCAUGAGAUGUUUUCUGCCGACAGCACAAGCUCGCCUCCCUUGACGAUAAACACGGGCUUUAUAGUCGACAAGCGAAGCCAGCAGCCACGGCUGCAGCAGCAACCCACCACGGCCGACCUCGCCACCUCGCAUCAUUCUCCCUACUGGCCGACUCCCAUAGCGGUGUUUGGCCAGGACAACAUCACACCCCAGCAGCAGCAGCAGCAGCAGCAGCAGCAGCAGCAACAGCAACAGCAGCAACAGCAACAGCAGCAACAGCAGCAACAGCAGCAACAGCAGCACUCACCGGUCUGGCAAUCGUCGGGCCUGGAUGGUGUGGAGGUCUUGUCGCAACGGUCCUCGCCACUAUCGCCAUACUUUGGACCCCCAACGCCAGUGUCGCCCAGCGGGUUCCCGCUACCGACUGGCCUGAUGCCCACCUCGUAUCCCAGCAGCGGACUCGAGGAACACGCGGCGGCAGGGUACGGUGUCGGCGGCAGCAGCAAUAACCUAGGCAGCAGCAGUAAUAAUAACAGAUUUCUGGAUCAGGGUGGCGUCAUCUACUCUGGUCAGCAACAACAACAGCAACAACAACAACAACAACAACAACAACAGCAGGUAGCAGCUCUUGCGGCACCUCCCCCUCCCCAUCCUCCACCGCAGAGCCAGCACACCACACUGCAGGGCUUCCUGCAGCAGCACCCGACCAACCAGUCCCAGGAUACGCUGAUGAGCAACUUCCCCACCCUGCCGUCGAACCGGUUCCCCACCAGCCCGAGCUCGAACCAGGGAGGCGGUGCCGCCGGAGAGACGUACAGCGGCCAGCAGGGCGUCCGACAUGGCAGCCAGGUCGCGCGGCAGCUUGGAGGACGCGACGAAGAGGAGGAUGGCCAGGACGAGGAGCCGGCCGUCAACGAGGACGAAGAGGGGGACCAGAGCGAGCAACCCUAUGCCAAGCUCCUGUGGAGGGCCUUCAUGUCCUCUCCGGAGCGCAGCAUGACCCUGCAGGAUGUCUACAGGUGGUUCAUGGCGAACACGGACAAGGUCCAGUCCAAGGGUUGGCAGAACAGCAUCCGGCAUAAUUUGAGCAUGAACCAUCUGACAAGGGGCGCUUUUUUCGCUUUCGGGCAGGCAUUUACAAAAAUAAACCCUCGCCUUGGGAAAAGCUCACCAGCAGGAGCAAGCACAAACGAGCGAGACGACGAGGGCAGCCACGGCAAGGCAGGAGCGAGCUCCUCGACGGCGAAAAAGUCGGCCAUAUGGUACCUGCAAGACUGGGCGGUGGAGAAGGGGGUGCAGUCCACGACGAGGUACCGCAACAAGGCGCAGACGUCGUCGUGCUCUCGUUCGGGCGGCGGCACGGGUCGACAGCAGCAGCAGCAGCAGCAGCAAAACAGCAGCAGAUCCUCCUCGUCAUCAGCGAUGGUUGUUCACAAUCUCAGGCCGGGCAUCGGCGGCUCCCGACGUAGCAACCGCACAUCUUGUGCGCGGUGGCCGAGGUACUCUGACCGCAUGCAUCCUUACCGCAUGCUUCCCCACCACUCGGUCCAGCAGGUCGAGGCGAGGUCGUGCCCCCAUCCGAUGAUCCAGCAGCAGCAGCAGCAGCAGCAGCAGCAGGCUCAGUAUGCGAGGGACCAGUGGCAGUUUACUCAGCAGCAACAUCAACAUCAGCAUCAACAUCAACAGCCAAGCAGCAUGGCCGAUGCUACUGGCGAGAUCAUGUACGGGGCAGGCCCACACUUUUGCUACACCCAGCAGCAACAGCACCAACAGCAACACCACCACCACCUGGACAACAUGUACCCCAUCUCGGGACCGCCAGUCAGGACCGAGCCGCUGAUGACCACCCACGGGCCGACGGCGUCGUAUGAUUUGUCCAGCAGCCAGCAGUCAGCACCUACCACAUCCUACGUCCCGGGGGUGUACGAUGGAGCCUUUUACCGGCAGCAGCAGCAGCAGCAGCAGCAGCAGGUGAACGACGUUGCUGCUGCUGCUGCCACACCUACAGAUGUGGAGUCGACACCGUCCCCACGGCAGACGAGCAGUGGGGGUCUCGGAGGCUUACCGGUAGUAUUUUCAUCAUGA